Molecule: messenger RNA, 1140 nt
Organism: Acinonyx jubatus (cheetah)
Lineage: Eukaryota; Metazoa; Chordata; Mammalia; Carnivora; Felidae
Gene: IL22
Product: interleukin 22
Exons: 5
Coding region: 155-694 (179 amino acids)
Cellular component (GO): extracellular region
Source: RefSeq, a predicted model, not a curated record
GAAUCGUUGAAACAGGUAAGUGUUUCAGCAAGCUUGGUUUGAAAUGAUAACUUCUUGAUGCCUCAUUGUUUUCCCUUGUAAUCUUGCUUCUUGUUCUCUCCACACCAGGUUCUCCUUUUCUAGUCGCCAUUUGUUUAAGUUAGAGGUGUCUGCGAUGGCCGCCCUGCAGAAACCUGGGAGCUCUUCCCUUAUGGGAACUCUGGCCGCUAGCUGCCUCCUUCUCAUUGCCCUGUGGACGCAGGGAGGAUUGGCUGUGCCCAUCAGUUCACACUGCAGGCUUGACGGGUCCAACUUCCAGCAGCCCUAUAUCACCAACCGCACCUUCAUGUUGGCUAAGGAGGCUAGUUUGGCAGAUAACAAUACAGAUGUUCGUCUCAUUGGGGAGAAACUGUUCUACGAAGUCAAUAUGGGAGAGCGCUGCUAUCUGAUGAAGCAGGUGCUGAACUUUACCCUUGAAGAAGUGCUGCUCCCCCAAUCUGAUAGGUUCCAGCCCUACAUGCAGGAGGUGGUGCCCUUCCUGGCCAGGCUCAGCAACAAACUAAGCCAAUGUCAUGCUGACAGUGAUGACCAGCAUAUCCAGAGAAAUGUGCAAAACCUGAAGGACACAGUGAAAAAGCUUGGAGAGAAUGGAGAGAUCAAAGUAAUUGGAGAACUGGAUUUGCUGUUUAUGGCCCUGAGAAAUGCCUGUAACUGAACAGAGCAAAGCUGGAAAAUGGAUGACUAACCCUUCUUGCCCCUUAGAAAUAACAAGAUCCCUUAAAGGUUUCUUUUACCAAAAGGAAAAUGGGAAGCCAAACUUUUUAAUCAUGGGUGGAUUCUAAGUAAACCGCUGCUUAGCUUAAAAAAGAGAACAAUGUCACCUGUGUCCACAGGAUCAGAAGGUAGACCUUCCAUGCUUAAUGAGAAUUAUUGAUAAAAUUUUAUUGUGGUUGGUGUUUUAUACCCAGAAACUUAUUUUUUUUAAAACAAUUGUCUACUCCCAUAAAAAAUAUUACUUCCCAUUCCUUUAGGGAAAAAAAAGCCCUAAAUAACUUCAUUUCCAGAAUCAAUAUUUAUAUUUAUGAAUUUAUUUAUUGUUGUAAGUACACAUUUUAUUUAUGCCAUUUUAAUAAUAUAGAUUUAUUUAUAGAAGUAUUACGU